AUGUCUGAGACCAAGCAUUUUACUCAUACCAUCAAGCUGUCACCAGGCUCAUCUCAUGCUGGGCAGGAGUUUGAAGGCAGAUUAGCCUACUGGAGCCUCGGCGACGUUUCCAAGCCCACGGUCUUGAUGCCGACGUGUUUUGCCGGCAAGCUCGAAACCACGACGCCUUUCCUCUACAACGCCGAGACCUGCGCUCUGCCACUGUCUAAAUACCAUGUUUUGGUGGUUGGACAGUUGGGUGGUGGCGAGCNNUCGUCGCCCUCGAACCAGCCUGCUCCAUUUUCUGGCGUUGACUUUCCGAGGGUGACGUAUGAGGAUAACAUUCGUCUUCAAUAUGCUCUGUGCCAGAGUCUUGGUAUCGAGCAUCUUGAGGCUUAUAUUGGCUUCUCAAUGGGUGGACAGCAGGCUUACUAUAUGAGUGUGCUGUACCCCAAUUUCGUGUCUAACGUUGUGAUGCUGGCAACCUCGGCACGCACCUCAUGGCACAACUACAACUUCUUGGAAGGUCCCAAAGCUGCUUUGGAAGCCUCCGUCGACUUCAAGGAUGGUCGGUAUGAGAAGAAACCUCUCAGAGGUCUCAGAGCUUUUGGUAGAGUUUAUUCUACCUGGGCGCUCAGUCAGGCAUGGUACAGAAACGAGUGCUGGAAAGUGCUUGGCUUCGACACGCUGGAGCAGUACCUUGACACCAAUUGGAGCAACAAGAACAGCGAGGCCAAUGACUUGCUAUCCAUGCUGUGGACAUGGCAAAAUGGCAACAUUGCUGCUUGCUUCCCCGAGGACAAGGGAGACCUGCCUACAGCACUUGGAAGAAUCAAGGCGAAGUCGCUGGUCAUGCCCUCGAGAACCGACUGUUACUUCCCACCCGAGGAUAGCGAAGAAGAGGUCAAGCAUCUCAAGAAUGGAAAAUUGGCUGUUAUUGAGAGUAUCUGGGGCCAUCUUGCUGGUGGUGGUGCCGGCACAGACGAAGAUAAGAAGUUCAUCAACGAGCAGGUCUCACAGCUCCUGAAAUAA
This is a messenger RNA of Aureobasidium musti, 1011 nucleotides long. The record is from the annotation of a GenBank genome assembly. Lineage: Eukaryota; Fungi; Ascomycota; Dothideomycetes; Dothideales; Saccotheciaceae.